AUGUUUUCAGCAGCCUUGAAGACGGCAGUGACCAGUGCAGCUGAGUUUGCUGGUAUUCGUUAUCAUACUUCGCUGCCAAGUCAUUGUUUGACCACCUCUGGUUCUCUCUCACCCUUCACGUGUUUGUGCGAAAAGAGCCUUUCGAGGAAGUCGGUCGACUGGCAUACUCAGCAUGUGGCCAAGCCAGCGCAACCUAUGGAGUGUGAUCAGUUCAUCCAUCGAGGUCUGGUUUGCAAAAAGUACAUAUUCACUGAAAUCCUGACAGAGACAAGUGACAUCCUCCGCACAAAAGACUACACGGAGUGGAAAUUGGCCGUGUUUAUUCUGAAACUUCGCCAUAAACAGCGACACAUACUCAUUUGUAAACAAAUUUGGUUUCGUGAGAGACUCACCUGGGACCCAGCUGAAGCCCUUGUUUGUGAUGUUUUCAGGCAACUGAAUGUGCUGCACCAGGCCACAUCAUGUUUAGGUAGCUACGAUAUUCGAGAUUUCGCGAUUCAUGUAUAUAUUUGUAAUGCACUACUCAUAAGGUUGCUGAAAGCGCCUCGACAACCCACAAACGGUUUCGCCCUUCUUGGGGCUCAUCAGGCGCAGUCCCCGGGUUUCCGUCAACCUUAUGUUCUACUUGAAACCAAAUUGCACGGAAUUAGCGAAAUACUCUCACUUGGAAACGAAUUUGGGGCUGUCGAAGAAUUUUCAGCAAACUUAUGA
Messenger RNA from Opisthorchis viverrini, 711 nucleotides. RefSeq lists its product as hypothetical. NCBI's taxonomy places the organism in Eukaryota, Metazoa, Platyhelminthes, Trematoda, Opisthorchiida, Opisthorchiidae. The record is from RefSeq and is a predicted model, not a curated record. The transcript has 5 exons. The coding region runs from base 1 to 711 and encodes 236 amino acids.